Manis pentadactyla (Chinese pangolin) is the source of this 1545-nucleotide messenger RNA. RefSeq names its product melanoma-associated antigen 11-like. Gene Ontology annotation, biological process: negative regulation of transcription by RNA polymerase II. The transcript has 3 exons. The coding region runs from base 200 to 1078 and encodes 292 amino acids. The record is from RefSeq and is a predicted model, not a curated record. Gene Ontology annotation, cellular component: nucleus. Lineage: Eukaryota; Metazoa; Chordata; Mammalia; Pholidota; Manidae.
GUGCGUUCCUCCCGGCAGCCUCCAGGGGGCGCUCCGACCCAGCUUCCGGAUGUGAUGUCAUUAGUCUUCCGACUGGGAGGCCUGAGGGACGGGACGGCCUCGGUGUCUGAUGCCGGAUUCAGGUCACGCACAAGGACUCCAGGGACAUCAGGAAACGGCAGCUGAAGUCCUGCGGCACCUGUCCUGAGGUCGCAGAGCCAUGGAGGACCAGGCUGAGCCAGGAGACAAGGUUGCCAUUCCCCUGAGCAGCGUCAGCAUGCCUCUGGGCGCGAGGAGUGUGCAGUGCCUGUUGGAGGAGGCCCAGCAGGAGGCGAGCGAAGCCCAGGGCCUGGAGGGGGCCCAGCCCUCGCCUCAGGAUGGGCCAGCCACCCUGGGAAGUGAGCCCCACGCCCAUAGCUCCAGCAGCCAUGGGGACGAGGCCGCAGGGGAUGCCAGGGCCUCUCUCCAAGAUGCGCUGCGCAGGAAGGAGAUCCAACUGGUGACCUUCCUGCUCCACAAGUACCGCGCCAAGGAGCCGACCACGAAGGCAGAGAUGCUGGAGCUGGUCGCCCAGGAUCACCAGGACCACUUCCCUGACAUCCUCAGCCGUGCCUCCUUGUCCUUGGAGCUGACCUACGGCAUUGAUGUAAAGGAAGUAGAUCCCAGCAGCCACUCCUAUGUCCUGGUCCCCACCCUGGGCCUCACCUGGGAUGGGGUGACCGAAGAGCACCACCUCCCCAAGACCGGCCUCCUGGCGCUGCUCCUGGGCAAGAUUUUCCUGUGGGGGGGCCGGAUCCCAGAGAAGUAUAUGUGGGAAAUACUUAGUGCCAGGGGGGUGUACUCCGGGAGGGAGCACUGCAUCUUCGGGGAGCCCAGGGAGCUCAUCACCAGGGUCUGGGUGCAGGAGCAGUACCUGGAGUACCAGCAGGUUCCCGACAGCAAUCCUGCUCGCUUCCAUCUGCUCUGGGGCCCCAGGGCCCACGCAGAGGCCAGCAGGGUGCAGGUCCAGCAGUUUUUGCUCAGGCUCCUUAGCACACCUAUAGGCCCUUUCCUGUGCCCAUCUGAGGAGGCUAGGACCAAUGAGGAACAGGGUCCCUGAGCAGAGGGGGGCCAGGCCCAGGCCAAGCCCCCGUCAGGCAGGCGCUUCUGCUGGGCAUGCAGUCAGGCCCCUUCUCCCUCUGGCCUAGGAGAGAGAGCAGCCAGCACUCUAAGGAGCGCAGGUUCUGUGCCACGUGGGCUGGAGCCUCUGGGCUCCUGUUCUCCCCGACCCCAUGGAAGUGGGUCUCUGUUACCUCUGGUGUGAUUCCCCCUGUUGUUCCUUUUCAUAGAAAGGGCGGUUAGCUUCAUCGUCUGUUUCUGUAUGACAUGUAUCCCAUGUAUGUUUGGACAGUUUACCAGUUCAGUGCGUUGCUGUUUUGUAGACACAUGGGGACACCUUCCAUCUGAGUUUGUGACCAGAGCUAGGUCACAUGGCAUCGGCCUCGCCACUCCCUCCCAAAAGUGAUGGAAAUUAGCAGUAAAAUGGACGGUGUCCCGAAAUGGAGAAAUAAAAGUACAGUUGGUUAA